AUGGUGAAAGGACAACAACUAGAAGUGCUAAAUGCACUUGAUGUUGCAAAAACACAAUGGUAUCAUUUUACAGCAAUUGUGAUUGCUGGUAUGGGAUUCUUUACAGAUGCAUACGACUUGUUUUGCAUCUCUUUGUUGACAAAGCUUCUAGGCCGCAUUUACUAUGAUGUACCCGGAGCAAGUAAGCCAGGCGCUUUGCCUAUAAACGUCUCAGCUGCUGUAAGUGGUGUUGCCCUCUGUGGGACUCUAGCUGGACAACUCUUCUUCGGCUGGCUCGGAGACAAAAUGGGGAGGAAGAAGGUGUAUGGUAUCACAUUGGUUAUGAUGGUUGCAAUGUCAAUUGCCUCUGGUCUCUCCUUUGGUAGCACUGCCAAGAGUGUUAUGACAACACUUUGCUUCUUCCGCUUCUGGCUAGGAUUUGGUGUUGGAGGAGAUUACCCUCUAUCGGCCACCAUCAUGUCUGAGUAUGCUAACAAGAAGACUCGUGGAAGUUUCAUUGCCGCUGUCUUUGCCAUGCAAGGCAUGGGUAUCUUGGCUGGUGGGAUUGUUUCCCUAAUUGUUUCAUCCGCAUUUGAGGCCAAAUUCAAGCCUCCCCCUUUUAAAGUAAACGCAGUUGCCUCCCUACCAUCAGAGUGUGAUUAUAUCUGGCGUAUUGUCUUGAUGUUUGGGGCUAUACCUGCAGCCACAACAUACUACUGGCGUAUGCAGAUGCCUGAGACUGCUAGGUACACCGCUCUUGUGGCAAAGGAUGCUAAGCAAGCUGCUUCAGACAUGUCUAAAGUCCUCAAGGUUCAGAUAGAUGCCGAGGAAGAAAAGGUUGACAAAAUAGCAAAGAGUGAGAGGAAUCAGUUUGGACUUUUCACAAAGCAAUUUGCUCGUCAAUACGGUCUUCGUCUCUUGGGAACUACCAGUACAUGGUUCUUACUCGACAUUGCAUUUUAUAGUCAAAACCUUUUCCAAAAAGAUCUUUUCAGCUCCAUUGGGUGGAUCCCACCGGCAGCAGAUAUGAAUGCUAUCAGGGAGGUGUAUAUGGUAGCAAGAGCUCAAACAUUGAUCGCUCUUUGUGGAACUGUCCCCGGAUACUGGUUUACUGUUGCUUUCAUAGACGUAAUUGGACGUUGGUGGAUUCAGAUGAUGGGAUUCUUUUUCAUGACCGUUUUCAUGUUUGCUAUUGCUUUUCCUUACAAAUAUUGGCAGCAAAAGGAGAAUCGUAUUGGGUUCAUUAUCAUGUAUGGACUAACCUUCUUUUUUGCCAACUUUGGUCCUAAUGCCACUACCUUUGUUGUGCCUGCUGAGGUCUUCCCAGCUAGAUUGAGGUCUACCUGCCAUGGUAUAUCUGCAGCAACUGGAAAAGCUGGUGCCAUUAUAGGAGCCUUUGGAUUUGUGUAUGCCUCACAAGAGAAGGACCCUGCUAAGAGAGAUCAUGGUUAUCCCGCCGGUAUUGGGAAGAGUAAGUCCCUUAUUGUGCUUGGUGUUAUCAACUUCCUGGGUAUGGUGUGCACUCUAAUGGUUCCCGAAUCUAAGGGUAAGUCUCUUGAAGAAUUAGCCGGUGAAGACAGGGAAGAAGUUAACCUCAAAAGGUAUGUUUUCCCAAACUGCUAUUGAAGUGUUAUUGAUUUGGCAUUCCAAAUUAUAACUGAAAUACUAUCUUGCAGAGAAACUGAAUUACUUAAGGAAAACCCACUGCGUAACUUUCCUGCCAGCAGUUUCCCUCGAUGAUUCCAUUCCUAUACGGUUCUAGUCUAUGCUCUCAAUCUUUGGAGAAUCUGGAGAAGGGAACAACAAUUUUCUUAGAGCAGUUCCAAUUUUAAGGGUGAAAUCUUGCAUCUGUUUCCUCUUUGUAUAACACAUGUCUACAUCAUACGACAUAAACAAUCUCUAUUGUUGUUUUUAUCAUUUGUCAAAUGAGCAAACUAUUUAAAAGGCAUGACUUAGCGCACUUUGAUGAGCAAAACGUAAUAUUAUAACAUGUGAUAGCAUGUUUAAGGCCUUGUUCAAGUCAAUUGUAAAUAUAAUCAAAGUUUAGAAUGCAACAUUGAUGAACCAAUUAUCAGUCAAUAGAGCCAAUUAUCAAUAGCAACCAAAGUAGAAUUUUCUAGCAGAAUAGAGCAAACAGUUUGGCUGGGAAAUUUAUAUGGGCAAAUGACCAGAACCAGACAGUAGCCUUGUACGAAGAAAGAUGUCCUUGUGGGUAUAAAAGCACCAUCAACUAGGAAGCCUAACAGCCUAAAAGAGCCUUCAACAGCUAGAACACUAAGUUUUUGAACCGGUAGGCAGGAACAGACACAUGACAACAGUAUUAUACAAUCACAUCUAGAUUUGAAUGAACUUACUUCUGGUACCGCCUAGAUGCAAAGUACCAAAAAGUGACCAACCUAAACUCCUCAAACAAUUGAGCUUCGAAAUCCGUUGUGUUUCUAAGAGUGCAAUCACUGCAAUGAACCUGAAACUUCUUCUCGAGGUGCACAUAUAUCUGUUCUUUUACAUCAAUAGUUAUCACCAAUAACACCAUAAAUUAAAUGAGGCUGACAUCUUAAAUGUGAUGCAGACUGUAAUUAGACAUCAAUUUGACUUAUAACCUGAAACCUUAUGAUAAGAAUUCUUCAGACCUUCAUUUACAAAUUUAUCAAAAAGAGCUAAAAAUAACAGACAAUCCUUCAAGAUAGUCAGAGAAGUCCACAAAAAGGAGACAGUGACAUGCUGAUAAACCAGCCAAAAAAAGCAGAGAGAUAUCAAUGAAAUCCAUAAAGAAGACUUACAUGCCCCUAUUUUAGACAAGCAUCUAGGAAAAUAGGAUGGUAAAGGGCUAAAAUGCAAUAAGCACAUACAACCCUUACUAGUUAUGCAUUAUACAUUUCAUGAUACCCAUAUGCCUACAUAUUGAAAGCAAAUUUUAUAAUCAUCAUCUAUAAUUUGAAAAAAGCAUAUACAUGAAACUAAAUAAAAGAGAUUAUUUCAAUAAACUUUAAUACAGCUCAUACAACCCUUACUAGUUGCUAGUCAGGAGAAUUUUCUCUACAUUAUUUCAGCUGGAUAAGGUUCAUUAUAGCAUGGAUAUGGCCACCUAACAUGAGUAUACAAUUGUACACUUUCACUAUGAUUCUUAAUGCAUAUGGUGUCUCCAAAAAUAUGCAAACGUUGGUGGCUGAACCAUACAGGGCAUUAAUAAUGGAAUCCAUGCUUUAUACAUUUCUAUAGGUUAAUAAUUAUUUUGCUCAUUUGACAAAAUGCAAUAAACACAUACAGUAUCUUUCAAUAAACACAUACAAUAU
Chenopodium quinoa (quinoa) is the source of this 3272-nucleotide messenger RNA. RefSeq names its product probable inorganic phosphate transporter 1-3. Bases 1 to 1605 code for a protein of 534 amino acids. The record is from RefSeq and is a predicted model, not a curated record. Gene Ontology annotation, biological process: transmembrane transport; phosphate ion transport. Gene Ontology annotation, molecular function: phosphate transmembrane transporter activity. The transcript is spliced from 2 exons. Lineage: Eukaryota; Viridiplantae; Streptophyta; Magnoliopsida; Caryophyllales; Amaranthaceae. Gene Ontology annotation, cellular component: membrane.